Messenger RNA from Volvox carteri f. nagariensis, 9948 nucleotides. RefSeq lists its product as uncharacterized. The transcript is spliced from 12 exons. Lineage: Eukaryota; Viridiplantae; Chlorophyta; Chlorophyceae; Chlamydomonadales; Volvocaceae. Bases 1 to 9948 code for a protein of 3315 amino acids. The record is from RefSeq and is a predicted model, not a curated record.
AUGCAGCGUUCAGAAAGCAAUCUUGAUCUGCAGUUCCAGCAGACAGCAGCGCAGCUUACCAUCUUAGCGCUUUCACAACCUCGGGUGGCGAAACUUCGUGUCCAAGCUUGGUUGGCAAAGCUUCGGGAGCCGACCAACAAUGCCGUCUGGAAGCGGAAUCGGAACAUGUACUGUGCUCUCUUGCUGGCUCAACUGCAGCAAGGACAGCUGGAGCUGCCUUUCACUACCAUGCCGCCCGAUGGCGCGCUGCCAAACCUACCGAACCACCUGCUAUACAGGGGCUUGCCUCCAAGCCACACGGCGGCGCAACCCCGGAGCAACGCCAGUUCUCCGCUGGACAGCGCACAGCACUCGCACGCAAGCCUGGCUCACGGCCAGCUGCAAGGGCUCGUCCAAGCGUUCCACAGCAACAUGCAGGCACGUGGCUUCGAUCUGACGCGCUCCAAGCCUGGGUGUGCCGGUCCUAGGUACGUAUUCAACUGCGGUGCCUAUCGUGCGUCAUCCACUAGCUGGCAUAAAAUGAGCACCGGACGGAGCGGCUGUGGCCGCCCCAGCGCUAACCGAGCAGAGGAUGCGGUCGAGCCAAAUCUCUAUCCGGGCGACACGGCUAUGAUGCAGACGCAUCGCGACCAGCAGCGCGCUCCUCUAAAUGCCGCCGCGGACUGGUCGGCAUGUGGUCAUGGUGGAAUCGAAACGUACGCGGAUCAGGAUGCGGACGCCGCAGCGCUCCUGGCUGCCAAGGAGGCUGAAAUAGCUGCACGCGUGGCAGCAAAACGGCAGCGUCAGCAGGAGGCUGCUAGAAAACAGAGGCAGAUCAGAGAGGCGGAGGAGGCACGAUGUCGACAGCAACAGCAGCAACAGCAACAACGGAACGCCGCGGCAAAGGCACACCUAGACGAUGUCAUCUCACGCUACAGCGACGCGCGCCGGCAGUGGGCAUCGCCACAAGCCGCAGAUGCCGCGGGCUCUCCCAGGCCUGGUGCCCCUCCGGGUGCGGCCCGCGCCGCCUGGACACGCCUCUACCUGGCCAUGAUUGCGAUGUCUGUCUGUCUGGCGCAUCGCAACUUAUUGUCCGCCUUGCUGUUCCGAAGUUGUGAACCGCAUACCCGGCCAUUUUUCAUGCUCACUACCCUGCGCCAAGCUUGCAUUCACUUCGCUUGCGCAGCCGCAUCUCAGUUAGCGUGUCGUAUAGUCUUGCGGCGCGGCUUCAGCUCCGCUGUUUGUAACUUUUGCGGCACGGCUAAGAGUUUUGGUCCCCACCUGACAUACAUGAUGCGACUCUCGCCACGUCCCCUGGGUGCCCCACACGCCGCUACCACCGCCAGGAGCCCUAACACGGCAGCAGCUAUAACCGAGGGGGCAAGCCAGGGAUUCAUCGCCGUGACCGCAACACAGCUUCAGCGGACGAAUAGCAUGAGUACCAGGCUAAGUCCGGCUUCUGGAACUAUCGGACCGGAAGAUGGCCCACCCAAGCCCGAGCUGUAUGGGCCUGCUAGCUCGGAAAAGCUCGGCCAAGACAAGGCGAGGGUGACGGCCCCAGAUAGGCAACCGGAUGGGGCCGCCGGGUCGCCAUCCCCUGCCCCAAGUGGACAGGCAGUGACGUGGGUGGAGCGGAGUACAGCGACAGGCUGGCAUGGCGCAGAUGCUGGCGGCGGCAGCACCACCACCGACGUUCCCGCGCGGUUGUCCGCCACGUCACAUGAAGGCACACCGACAAACGGAGCCCAGUCUAUCUCCUGCAUGUUUGCUUCACCGCGCAACGCGGUUCUGCCGCACUACUACCCGGCCACAAGCUGCAGCCAACACAGUGCCAGCCCUCGUCGGCACAGCCGCAGCUCCAGCCCCGCCACGUCUCCAUCGUGCCGCAAGGCUUGGCCUUCACCCGACCCCGCCAUCGUGUACAGCGUCACGCGCAAGAUGCGCACCUCCCCGCUGGCUCUGGAGGUACUGGUUAAGGAGGCGCUGGCCCCGGUGCCCAACAUUGCCGGCGCGCAGCCUAGCGGGGUUACGUCCUGUUCCGUGCUCGUUCCUCAGCCCCUCGUCUCCGAGGGUAGCGGAGGCGUGCGGAGGCGUGCUGCACCGGCUAAGUUUGAAUUUAGCGGUCUCAUCACAUCUAUGCUACCGCAGCCGCCAGCGUCGGUGCUGGCGGCGACAGCGGCGCCGGUAUCCCCGUUCCAGCAAUCCGGCGGCAGCACUAGCCCUCACAACACCAAGCAGCUGUUGCCGGAUGCACCGCUUGUAGGUCCCCUUUUUUCUGGUAUUAGCAGCGGCAUAGCUGCGCACGGCGGCGAAAGUGGCGGUGAAGACCUUAUCGAUGCAGCUCCUUACGUACCAGACAGCAGAACCCACAAUGACUUUGAGUCCCCAGGGAGCAGCCUUCACAGCGGUGGCUCGUAUAUCAGGACAGGGCCGAUACGGGAAGAGCGCCCCGCUAACCUGGGGACGAGCGGUAAUGCAAGCGGCGUCGUGAUGAGCAACACCGUGGGCAGCACCGCGGGUGUCUGCGGCUCCCAACCGGCACUGGCGCUGCUGCUGGCCAGCCCACCAGCUUCACCCAGGCGGCUGGCAGCAAGGGCAGCCGCUGCCAUUGCUGCACGACCGAGCCCGCGGCGAUCCUCUCCACGUACGGCCCGUGCCCCGCCACCGGACACUGGGAACGUAAAAUUGCUGCACAGGCAGCCCAGUGGUGAUCAAUCGACGGAGCGCAUGCGGCGAGGAGAAGCGAAGACAGGCCCUAGGUCCGCCUCCGCCGGCGGGUCGCGCCCGGCUUCGGUGCCUUCUUCACGACGCCUGCCGUCCACAACCCUUUCACGCCAGGCCUCCUUGGCCACGACACGCCCCUCCUCAGUGCCACCCGCCUCCCGUGCUUGCACUGAACGGCGGCCAGUGGCGCCUGCCCGGUCCAGGCGUAGCAGUGCUGGGGUGUUGACGGCGGCGCCCUCCUUGCAUGGUGAGCAGGGCCCAAGCACAGCGGCCGCUGCACCGAUGGAACGCACACGUUCGUUUAUCUCCCGUGCUCCCUCAAUGCAGCUGUCCUCCUUACGCGGCUUUACCUCCGCAUCCACAAUGGCCUCGAUGCCCAGCAGCACCCAACUGACGGAGAUGGCGCGGCGCAACCUGGCGGCCAGCCUGCCGCAGAACUUAAGCUUUGCAAGCAGCUAUGGCGGCAGCCGAGCAGCAGCUCGCCAACCAGGAGGGAACGGGUCCAGUGUUUCAGCCGCUGUCGGCAGCAGCCUUGGCGAUGGCAGCGGCGGCGCCCCCGGUGGAAGCACAGACGCUGGCGGCAGCGGUGCCGGCAGCAGGUUGGGGGACCAGCACGGAGGCUCGGGCCUGCUACAAACGACAUGGAGCAGGAUGGAAUCAGCGGCGCGUGACGGCCGCACCAGCCAAACGAGCGAAUUUGCUGGCGGAUCCUCAAGCGUUGGUAUCAGUGCUUUAGCUGGGCAAUACCCUUGGAGGGGGAAUCGCUACGGCCAUAGCAGGCUCGCGAGGAGCCAUGACGGAUUGAUAAAGUCGGGCUCCAGCUUCAGCAACACGGACCCGAAUGCAGCUUACGCCAGCGGUAGUGAUGGGCUCAUAGGGCACAGCGGCAGCUUCGGACGUGGCCUGGACCUCGCUGCGCACGUCGGCAGCAGUGAUAGCUUCGCAACGUCGGCGCAAACGAGGCAGCCCUUGCGGAGCAGUACUGCAGCCGCCACCGCUGGCUUUAACGGCAGCCCCAGCGUUGAGACCCUUGGCAGCGACUGGAUGGUGAAUAGCAGUAAUGAGAAGCGCUGCGACGGCUUCUCUAAUCCUAGCGAUGAUCGCGAUGGAUGGAGCACACAGGCCGGCAUUGCGGGCAGCUCAGGCGGCGGAUCAGAACCCCUGGAGUUUGGCUCGUCCAACGGCACGGUGGACCUUCAGCAGAGCCUCGGCAAUCUAGCCCAGCGCGUCCAGGAAACGCCCACGCUGCUCAGGAAUAUCGCUGCAUCGGCACCUGCGGCGCGGAUACAACCGGACUUGACCUUGACAGGCUCAGCGGCAGCUACCUCGCGCCGUAAUGCUUUAAGCGCCGCGCCAACGAUGCCGUCGUCAGAACCGCAGUGGCACCAGAUGGGGCGCACACAAGCGCAUCUGGACCGCGAUGGUUUUACGACAUGGUCUUGGACGGGGACUCACAAGGCAGCGGGGGAGCUGGCGCUGCUGGAUGUGGAGGGCGUGAUUCAGGAGUUCGAGCGGUCCCUGCAGAACCAUUUGGAGCUCAGCGGCGGUGGCGCUCAGCCCGGGCUACAGUCCGUGCACCACAGCGGUGGCGGUAUCGGCAGCAGUGGCGGCAGCGGCGCGCUUUUCCCCUCCGCUGCAUCGCGCCUCGCAGACCGAUUCGCCCUGCACUCCGCCCUGGCGGACUUCCGCCAAGCGUUUGAUCGUUUGCGCCGGCGCCUCGCGCUACAUGUCAGUAACCCUGCCGUUGCCGACGCCUUGUACGGCACCAGCGGCAGUGGCGGUGCUACCGCCGCCAGCGGAGCUGGGGCACACCGGUACAGCAGCAACCCCUCGCACACACGCGGAUCCGGCAGAUCCGAACGGCUCGCAACCUCAACCAGCCAGCAUGUGCAGCGGCGGUCGGGAGGCGUCGCUCGAGCCGGGUCCGUGGACAGCAGCCUGCGGACCGCUGCGACCAGGCGCACGUUAGGCUCCGGCAGCAACAGUGCUGAUGCAGGUUUCGAUUUGGGCAGCCGCCAUUUGAACCCUACGGAGCGUUUCAGCAGGGUCGCUACCGCGGCAGUUGCUCACUACCGGGACGAUGUGGCCUUGCUACUGUCGCGCGUACGGGCUGUGUUACGUCCCUCCUUGGACGGCUCGGCUACGGUUGGGUUGCGGCGCAGGAGCAGCGGCGCUGGUGCUGGCGCUGAUCGUGACGGCGGCGGGAUGGCACUGGGCUCGUCCAUUAGCCGGACGCUGGAGAACCUGUCCGAGGAGGAAGAAGCCCUGCGGGAGCUGGCCUUGCGCCGGCGACUGGUUUCCGAGAUGCUGCAGACUUUGGAGGAGUCCGCACACCAGUUGGGCCUGCAGCUUGUCACCCUCGCCGCCGGUCUCGUCGACAUGCCACCGCCAGCCCUAUCCCGCCUGCGCGCCGCCCUCCACGGGCACCUGGACGCGGGCCUCGCAGCCACCAGCAGCAUCCUUGCCGGUAAUUGCACCGGCGACAGUCGCCCCACUGGACUAGGUGAAAGCCGUCCUCGAAACAUUCCGGGCACCAGCAACGCCGACCUCGGCCUGCAUGGUAGCCAUGACAGUGGCGAGGCAGGCGACCUAUCCCCGUCCAGAGGCGGUCCCUUCGCGCGACCCGCAGCCCAAUCCAUCCGUGACGUGCUCGAAGCCAUGUAUCCCAACGGCGGCAGCAGCCGUGACGGUCGUGACUGUGCGGGCAGGUACAGCGCCCCUGCUGCACGUCAUCACCGAUACGAUGCCGGCAGUAGUGGAGUCUCAGGCAAUGGUGAGCUGGCAGAGGCGGUGGAGGCAGCCACAGCAGCUGGUACGAGCUCAAGAGGGCGUCUGAGCACCGUGGGCGCGACGGCGGCAUCGGGCUCCCUGGAAUCGGAGGUCCUGGGGAUGCAAACCCAGCUUGCUAGAUGGCAACGUGAAGGGAAAAGCCGGGACUGGCUUGGUGACAUGCCGACGCCAGGAGCAGGCCCAGCUGACCUCAGCUCCCAAAGGGGGCACCAGGGGGCGAUGGACAAAAGCUGGUCGCAGCUGCAUCAAGACUUGGCUGGCGCUCACAUGGACGCGGAUUUCAGGAACGUGUACUCGGAUGGGAGGCAUGCGGGUGGUUCAUAUUUGGGCGGGGCUAGUACUGAAGCCGGCGCUACUGGCCAGCUGCCCUCGUUUUUAUCGCCGCUCCACAAUCCCGCUGGAGGUGCUGCAAGCGGCGUCAGAAGCGCCGUUUUGGGGACUGGUGGUGGAGGUGGCCGCCACACAGCCGCCUCCGCUGACCUGUUUGCGACAGCCUUCGCCUCGCCGGCCGUUGACAUCAUCCCGCCCAGCGGCUCUGCUCUUGAAGUCCUCAUGAUGGCCGGCGUUUCCCCUCAUGCCUCUUAUUCUACCCCGUCCUCACGGAAUGAGCAGCAUCACCUUCAUGUCGCCGGUACACAAGGCACCAACCAGCCCGCCGUUUCCGUACAGCUCCCCGUCCUGGCGUCACCAUCCCCGCCCCCAUCAGCGUCGCUGCCGCGGCCUUCUGGCUGCAGUUCUACGGGCCCAACACCGCAGACAGGGCGUCCAUCCGCAAAUGCCUCGCUGCAAGGCACCACAACCGCUGCAACGCCUGGCUCAGCUUCCCAUGAGCCACCGCCGCUUUCUCCUGCAGGCCGCCAGCUUACCCUGGCAGGACCGCCUGCAGCUCAAGGCCAGUCCUUGGAGCUUGGGCUCCGGCAAGAUGGCGACGCGCCUGAGGAGCCGUGGCAUGCCGGCGCGGCGGCACGGCAGCUGAGCCGCGAGGCACGCGCCAUUUGGGCCACAGCUGCGGCCCGCGGAUUGGCACGUGCGAAUACAUUCAGCUUGGAGCUGGCGGGAAUGCGCGACGGGGCCGUCGUUGCAGUCGAAGGCGCUGCAACGGCUGUCAGUGGGGCGGCGGCCACGGUUGCAAUGGCGGCGGCGACUGAGUGGGCCCGGGAAGCCAAGGAAUCGGCCAGGGAUGCCAUUGGGUCGCAGCGAGGAGCCAAGGAGUCUGCUUUAGAGGCCCUAGAAUCCGCUCGUGAAACCAAGCAAUCGGUUCACGAAGCUAGGGAGAUGACGCAGGAAACGAAGGACGCCGCACAGGAAGCCAAAGAAUCAGCCCGUGAAGCCAGGGAGUUGGCACGGGACGCCAAUCAAUCAGCUUGGGAGGCUAAGGAGUCGGCUAGGGAGGCCAGGGAGUUGGCACGGGAGGCCAGGGAGACGGCCAGGGAGGCGAGUGAGAGGGAGGCGGCGACGAUUGCGCAGCGCCAGGCUGCCUUGGCAGCGGAGCGGCAGUCGGUGCAAAAGGCCGCGUUGGAAGCCGCGCUGGAAGCGGCCAGGGAUGUGGCCCGGAAGACUGCCUUGGAGGUCGCUACAGAGGCGGCACGGGAGGUGGCCAUCGCUGGCUUGCAGGAGGCCGUGGCGGUGGGACGCCAAGAGGCACAAGAGGAGAUGGAGGAGCUGCGUCAAGAGCUGGCGGCGGCACAGGAGAAUGCGGCCGUGAGCUCCGUAGAAAUCGAGGGCCUGCACAACUUGCUGGAGGCAGCGAGGAAAGAUGCGGCCGCAAAGUCGGAAGAAGUCGACAGCCUGCGGGAUCAGCUGGCAGCAGCGGAGGCAGCGGAGGCCGCCAGUGCUCUGCAGCUUCAAACGCUCUGCAGGGAGCUGGUGGCAGUCAAGGACGCAGCGGCGAUGAACUCCAAGGAAGUCGAUAGACUCCGCAGCCAGCUGGAAGCAGCGAAGGAAGAUGCCGCCAUCAGGUCCCAGGAAGUCGACAAGCUGCAGAAGCUUCUGGAAGCGGCAACGAUGGCAGCGGCGGCCAGCUCGCGGCAGGUCGACAAUUUACAGACGCAGCUUGAGUCAGCCAAGGCGGAAGUGGCGAUAAGCUCCCGGCAGGUCGAGGAGCUGCAUGUUCAGCUGGCGGUAGCAAAGGAGGAGGCCAGCACGGCCGCGGCGGCGGGCAGCAAGGACGCCGAGCAGCUCCAGCAACAGCUGCGGGAAGCGGAGCGCGCGGUGACGGCUCGGUCGCAGGAGGUAGAUGAGGCGCGCAGGAAGCUUGCAGCACAGCGAGGCGCCUUGGAGGCCGCCCUGCAGGAGGCUGAGGCGCUGCGCCAGCAGCUCGCCGCGGCAGAGAUGGCGGCAGUGGCCCGCGGUCGUGAUGCAGAUGAGCUCCAGCGGCGACUGACGGAGGUACAGGCGGCGGCCGGCGCCAGCAACGCCGAGGCAGCGUUGCUGCGAGGUCGGCUUGUGGAAUAUCAGCAGCUGGCGGAGGCCCGCGGCCAUGAUGCCGAGGAGCUGCGGCGGCAGGUCGUGGCGGCAACGGCUGCUCUGGAGCAACAAGUCCGGGAGACGGAGGCCAUGCGUGGGGAGAAGGCUAGGCUGCAGGCGGCGGUGGAGACGAGCGACCAGCGGUUGAGUGAGUUGCACCACAAACAGCGUGUCAUGAUGGAAAAACAGGCAGUGGAAGCGCAGAGCUGCGACCUUGCGCAGAUGCGGCCACAUCUGGGGCCAGGGCAAGCGGGCGCGGUGCGGCCAAAAGAGGAAUCGGGAUCGAUCGGAAGGCAGGGUGAAGCCGCGGCGGCGGCAGCAGCAGCAGCAGCAGCAGCAGCAGCGGAGCGCCAGACAGUGCAGGCCGGCGCGUUCGAGCAAGCGCUUUCCGUGGCGCGGGAGGCGGCGGAGGUUGCGGCACAUGGCGCCGCCGCAGCUGCGGCAGAGCGUGAGACAGCCACGGCGGCAGCGGUAUUGGCGGUGGAGGCGGCCUCCAGCCUGGCGCUCGCACGCAAGGCGCUCCUGGAGGCGUCGCAAGUAGCCGCGCCCUUCAUGCAACCACCCGAUGGUCCUCUCCCUCCACCGUCCGAAUACAAUGCUGUCGGUACUGCAAGCCAGCACCAGCACCACGCUCGUCAUCACAAGUACGACCUUACGGCGGCUUCAUCCCAUACCGUUGUAGCUCCGGAACCGCCAAGAGGUUCUGGAGCUGAAGAAGUUGCGGGCGCUAAGAUAUUCCAAUCUUCAUCUCACGCGCCCACUGGCAUUGCCGCUGGCCAAGCGGAGACAUCAGGCACACUGUUACCGCCGCCGCAUCCUGCUUCAUACCAUGCAGUUGUCUGGGAGUUGCACUCGGCUCAUGCCAACUCAAUUCAUCACCCGGUUCCGUCGCCGGGGGGCAUGGAUAACGCCGGACCUCCUCGUCCCCCACAGCCGCCGAUGUUGCCAGCAGAUUUCCACCUCCACGAUCACUCCACGCCACACGGGGAAGACCCGGCAGGCUCGCCCGGCAGACCUAGGGUCAUUGUGGAAGCCCAUGCUCCCGACGUCCUUCUCGACGAAGCCUCAUCCCCCGCCGUCGCCGCGGCCGUGGCAGCAGUGGCAGCGAUGCACCGCGAGGCCAUUUUCACGGGGCCGGGACCGGCGGCGCCACCGCCGCCACCGCCGGUUGUGAACGCGCCCAUUGCACGCAGUCCACGCAGGCCGGAAUACGACGAACCAGACUGGAGCCCUAGGAUGGCGCGGCAACGCGGUAAUGCAAUGCCGCCGCCGCCAGCGUCGCCGUCACCGCCGCCACCACGCGAUUGGGGAACGUGCAGCUUGGCGCCCGGUCCGCCGUACGACGAUCCCGACGGCAGCAGGUGUCACAUCCGCGGUCUGCGUGUGGAUAGUUACCCAAAGGCUGCCACCGAUCCAAAUGCAGAUCGCAGGGUCGAGGCAGUAGCCCGUAGCGUUUCCAGUUCCUCUACUGAAAUGACCCUGCAGGAUUUCCGAAUCCGUAGGGAGCAGUUAGCGACCUCCCCGCCCUCUCGGCUUAACACGGGGCCGGGGACAGCAGCCCGUCGCCACGGCAGCAUGCCACACGAACGCAGCGGCGUGCGGCUCCGCUCUGGUGCCAUCCUUACACCGGACAUCAGCAGCCACGACAGCUUUGGCAGUAGCCUCCCGCAAGCGAAGCAGCUGCAGCCAGGGCUCCGUUCCCUGUCUGAUAGGUUCACGGCCAACGGGUCAUCCUCGUCAUCGUCCAGCGGGUUCAAGUUACCGCAGGAGGCAGCUGACGCCCUCGCACGAGUCGUCCGCAGGGGGGAGGAGGAGGCGGAGGAGGAGGAGGAGGCGGGGAAUGACCGAGGCCGGGAUUUGCGGAAUGAGGAGCAGGCUCUGAACCCACGGGAGCUAGCGGCACGGCUGCGGCAGCUGACGUCCCGUACGACGCAGCUGCAGCACCGUGUGGCCAAGCUGACGAGGCCGCGUGGAGAGCUACCACAGUGA